Messenger RNA from Thlaspi arvense, 807 nucleotides. NCBI's taxonomy places the organism in Eukaryota, Viridiplantae, Streptophyta, Magnoliopsida, Brassicales, Brassicaceae. The record is from the annotation of a GenBank genome assembly.
AUGGCACUUACUUGGACUCAUAAAGACAGAGGAGAGAUUAGGGUUCAUGAGAAUUUGGAGGAACUAAGCAUAGACUUGGUAGAUUACAUAGCUGAGAUAUCAGAGGCAUCAAUUAAAGAACAUGGUGCUUUCUGCAUUGUGUUGUCAGGAGGCUCUCUCAUUAGCUUGAUCGGAAAAUUGAUCGAGACGCCUUACAACAAGAUUGUGGAUUGGGCUAAAUGGUAUGUCUUUUGGGCUGAUGAGCGCGUUGUAGCUAAGAGCCAUGACGAUAGCAACUACAAGCUCGCCAAGGAUACUCUCCUCUCUAAGGUAAAUGUGUUUCCGAGACACAUAUGCUCCAUCAACGACACAGUUUCCGCAGAGGAAGCUGCAACAGAGUAUGAGUUCGCCAUCAGACAGAUGGUGAGAACACGAACCGUGGCUGCGUCUGAGAACAGUGACUGUCCCAAGUUCGAUCUGAUCUUGCUUGGGAUGGGCUCGGAUGGGCAUGUGGCCUCGCUCUUCUCGAACCACCCAGCACUUGAGGUGAAAGACGAUUGGGUUACGUUCCUAACCAACUCUCCUAAACCGCCACCAGAGAGGAUCACAUUCACUCUGCCUGUCAUUAACUCAGCUGCAAAUGUCGUUAUAGUGGCAACCGGCGAAUCCAAAGCCGAUGCUAUCCACUUGGCAAUCGAUGAUUUGCCAUCACAAGAAAGCUCUCUGUCUCUGCCUGCAAGGCUGGUCCAGCCGAGCAACGGGAAUCUGAUCUGGUUUAUGGAUAAACCAGCGGGGUCUAAACUUGACCGGUUUAAAUUUUCCGAUUAG